GGGAAGAGUGGGGAGGUCCUAGACAGAAAGGGCACAGGGCAGAGUGUGGGCUCCCUGUCGUCAGGGCAAGAGAACUAUGGUGAUCCAGCCGUCUCUGCUGCUCCUUUUGCUGUUGACUCUACAGGAUGUGGACAGCUGCCAGGGGCCAGAACUUGUCCGGGAGCUUGUCCUGGCCAAAGUGAAGGCACUAUUCCUAGAUGCCUUGGGGCCCCCAGCAAUGGAUGGGGAAGGUGGGGGUCCUGGAAUAAGGCGGCUGCCUCGAAGACAUGCCCUUGGGGGCUUCAUGCACAGGACCUCUGAACCAGAGGAGGAGGAUGUCUCCCAGGCCAUCCUUUUCCCAGCCACAGGUGCCACCUGUGAGGAUCAGGCAGCUGCUGGAGGGCUUGCCCAGGAGCCUGAGGAAGGUCUCUUCACUUAUGUAUUCCGGCCAUCCCAACACAUACGCAGCCACCAGGUGACUUCAGCCCAGCUGUGGUUCCACACGGGGCUCGACAGGAAGAGCACAGCAGCCUCCAAUAGCUCUAGGCCCCUGCUAGAUCUUCUGGUGCUGUCAUCUGGGGGGCCCAUGGCUGUGCCUGUGUCCUUGGGACAGAGCCCCCCACGCUGGGCUGUCCUGCACCUGGCGGCCUCCGCUUUCCCUCUGUUGACCCACCCCAUCCUCGUGUUGCUGCUGCGGUGCCCACUCUGUUCUUGCUCAGGCCGGCCUGAGACCACUCCUUUCCUGGUGGCCCACACUAGGGCUCGAGCCCCCAGUGCGGGGGAGAGGGCUCGACGUUCAGCUCCCUCGAUGCCUUGGCCUUGGUCUCCUGCAGCCUUGCGUUUGCUGCAGAGGCCUCCAGAGGAACCCUCUGCCCAUGCCUUCUGCCAUCGAGCUGCCCUCAACAUCUCCUUCCAGGAGCUGGGCUGGGACCGCUGGAUCGUACACCCUCCCAGCUUCAUUUUCCACUACUGCCAUGGUAGCUGCGGGAUGCCCACAUCUGAUCUGCCCCUGCCAGUCCCUGGGGCUCCCCCUACCCCGGCUCAGCCCCUGUUUUUGGUGCCAGGGGCCAAGCCCUGCUGUGCAGCUCUACCAGGGAGCAUGAGGUCCCUACGCGUCCGAACCACCUCAGAUGGAGGCUACUCUUUCAAGUAUGAGAUGGUACCGAACCUCAUUACACAACACUGUGCUUGUAUCUAAAAGCACCUCGUCUCCUCCUCCCACAGCCACUGGCCACCAUCACCUCACCAUCCCACGGUCGGUCGGUCGGUCGGUCGUCAGCUAGGAGGAAGGUGGGGUGUGGAAAGUAGACAGUUUCCACUUCCUUUUCCCUUCAUCUUUCUGUCUGAGGCUUCCACACCCCACUCCACCCAGGUCCUGUGGAUAACAAUAAAGAAGGAAGUGUGUAUGACUUUGUAUGCA
Molecule: messenger RNA, 1399 nt
Organism: Rattus norvegicus (Norway rat)
Lineage: Eukaryota; Metazoa; Chordata; Mammalia; Rodentia; Muridae
Gene: Inha
Product: inhibin subunit alpha
Exons: 2
Coding region: 77-1177 (366 amino acids)
Biological process (GO): animal gross anatomical part developmental process; negative regulation of multicellular organismal process; negative regulation of cell communication
Cellular component (GO): extracellular region; inhibin A complex; inhibin-betaglycan-ActRII complex
Molecular function (GO): growth factor activity; protein sequestering activity; signaling receptor binding
Source: RefSeq, marked provisional